AAGCAAAAGAGAAGGAGUUAGAGACGUCGGCGCAGGCGCAAUGUUGCAUCCCUCGGACCCAAGUCUCUCUAGCGCCGCCUCUUUCUCGCGAGACGGAGUCGGAGGCGGUGCCCUUCGACUGGGGGGCGUGGCCUGGGAAUGGGGCGGCUUCUUUAUGAUCCGCUACUCGCGGGGCGGCGGCGGCGCGACUGACUGACGAGGCGAGGAGCAAAACUAGAAGCAGUCACUACAAGUUGCAGAAAGGCAGAUUUGGUGUCAAUGGAAGGAAAAACUUGGAGCUUUGCCAAUUCUGAGAGCUAUUUUCAAACUGACCACGAGCUAAUUUAUAUUUUAUGUAAGUAUUUUGGAAGGAAAGCAACGAGACUAUUUUAAAAAAAGGUUCCUUUCACAGGUCAGAGACCUGGCAUCUGGUGGAUGUGAAACCGCCAGGAAGUGAAACAACUUGAUUUUUAUAUAACAAAGAAGCACAAUUCAGCUGAACUUACAAGAAUGCCUAUCCAGAAUGCCAAGUUUCACAGUCACAGAAUUUCAUUGUGGAAGGCAUCUCGGUUGCCAUCUUGAACAACAUAUACCUGAAAAAGAAUCUUCUCUACAGUAUCUGACAGCAAGGAGAGGAGGGGGCUAACCUGCUGUGGACCAGCAGGAGCAGGCUUUGGCUCCUCACUACAGCACAAUGUCUGAUCCCUAUGUAAAGCAGAAGUGAACCUGAGUGAAAGGGGGAGGCUCCCCUUACCAUCACAGACAGAAUGACCAAGAUGAGACUCUUGAGACUUUGGAUUGUCUUGGGAUCUGUCUUUAUGAUCCUUUUGAUCAUUGUUUACUGGGACAAUGUGGGUACAGCGCACUUCUACUUGCAUACGUCAUUUUCUAGACCUCAUCCUCCAGGUGCCCUCCCCACCACUGGAAAGGAUGAAGAGAGAGAAUUUGUGUCAGAUGUAGAUGAAUUUCUAGAUAAACUGCUUAGUUCUAGCGGGAGACAGAAUGAUCCUUUGAGAAAAAAGACAGAGCAGCCUCCUGUUCAUGGCUCUAGUAAGCCUAUUCUGGGCAAUAUGGAAGAGAAUGUGAGAGGUUAUGACUGGUCUACUCAUGAUGCUAAGCAGAACCCAGAUCAGGAAAAACUUCAGGCAGAGAGGAGAAAUAUGUUGCGGGAAUUUUGUGCCAACUCCAGCUUUGUCUUCCCUACCAAGAAUCGUUCAUUUGAUGACAUUCCCAAUUAUGAAUUGAAUCACCUAAUUGUGGAUGACCGCCAUGGAAUCAUUUAUUGCUAUGUGCCAAAGGUGGCCUGCACCAAUUGGAAACGAGUGAUGAUUGUUCUGAGUGAGAGCCUCCUGGAUCAGGGAAUCCCAUAUAAAGACCCUUUAGACAUUCCUCGGGAACACGUUCACAACACUAGUACUCAUCUCACUUUUAAUAAAUUCUGGCGGCGAUAUGGGAAAUUUUCACGCCACCUCAUGAAGAUUAAGUUGAAGAAGUAUACUAAAUUUUUGUUUGUUCGUGACCCCUUUGUGCGUCUCAUCUCAGCCUUUCGGAGCAAGUUUGAGCUAGAGAAUGAUGAGUUCUACAGGAGAUUUGCGGUUCCUAUGCUGAAACUGUAUUCUAACCACACUAGCCUCCCCACCUCUGUCAGUGAGGCCUUCAGUGCCGGACUGAAGGUCUCAUUUCCUGACUUCAUUCAGUACUUAAUUGACCCACGGACAGAAAAGCUGACACCCUUCAAUGAGCACUGGAGACAGGUGUACCGCCUGUGCCACCCUUGCCAGAUUGACUAUGACUUUGUGGGGAAGCUAGAGACCCUGGAUGAAGAUGCAGCUCAACUGCUGCAACUUCUCAAAGUGGACAAACUCAUUCAUUUCCCCCCUAGUUAUCGGAACAGGACUGCUAGUAGCUGGGAGGAAGACUGGUUUGCCAAAAUCCCUCUAGCCUGGAGACAACAGCUUUAUAAACUUUAUGAGGCUGAUUUUGUUCUCUUUGGGUACCCCAAGCCCGAGAACCUCCUUAAAGACUAAGCAACAAGGGGAACGCUCCCCCAAACCAAAAAACUUGUAUUUUAAUUUUAAAAUAAAAUUAAGGAUCUGUCACA
Dromiciops gliroides (monito del monte) is the source of this 2080-nucleotide messenger RNA. It is a transcript of the gene CHST12, whose product is annotated as carbohydrate sulfotransferase 12. Gene Ontology annotation, biological process: proteoglycan biosynthetic process; carbohydrate biosynthetic process. The record is from RefSeq and is a predicted model, not a curated record. The coding region runs from base 747 to 2006 and encodes 419 amino acids. The transcript is spliced from 6 exons. Gene Ontology annotation, cellular component: membrane. Gene Ontology annotation, molecular function: sulfotransferase activity. Lineage: Eukaryota; Metazoa; Chordata; Mammalia; Microbiotheria; Microbiotheriidae.